AUUGUAUUAUGAACGACUUGUCAAUACGGUACGGUUUUAUCACUGCGUAGAUUUUCAUGAACCGAGACAUAUAAGCGCUAUUAGUUUUUGUUUUUACGAUUUGAUAAGUAGCCUUCUGCGCCAGUGAGUGUAAAGGCACUUCUCAAACAACAGUGCCACCCUAACCUUCGUAUUACUAGUUAUUUUUAAUCGUCAAAAUAUCUGUGAUAUUGUAGGAAAAUGAAGACUUUAUCGUUGGCUCUUUUCUUGGCUGUCUGCUCUGCUGCAUUCGCCACACAAUGUAACGUGAAUCCAGUGAACAUCCCAAAACAAUGGAUCACGAUGUCUCGCGGCUGCCGCGACAGCGUGCGCCGCCAGAUACAAAUGGAGGUGUCAGCCUCUAUACAGUACUUGGCCAUGGGCGCGCACUUCUCUAAGGAUUCGAUAAACCGUCCCGGCUUCGCGAAUCUAUUCUUCGAGGCGAGCAAAGAGGAGCGCGAGCAUGCCAUGAAACUGAUCGAGUAUCUGUUACUGAGGGGAGAACUCACCAAUAACGUCUCAUCCCUUAUCAACGUUAGGGCCCCGGAGCGCAAGACCUGGGCGAGCGGUCAGGAAGCCCUCGAGGAGGCUCUGAAGAUGGAGACCGAAGUCACCAAGGCGAUCAGAACCGUCAUUGUGAACUGCGAGGACGACAGGCAAGCGGCCGUUGGGCAGGAUAACAAUGAUUACCAUCUCGUCGACUAUCUGACGGGUGAGUUCUUGGAAGAACAAUACAAGGGACAGCGCGACCUCGCCGGCAAAGCGUCCACGCUCAAGAAGAUGAUGGACCGCCACUCCGCCCUUGGAGAGUUCAUCUUCGACAAGAAACUCCUUGGCAUCGAUGUUUAAGCCGCGAAAAUAAAAUUUAAAAAUAAAAACAUGUUUAAAUUUAGAACAAAUUCAAUCCAGCUCUGACGGGACAAUACGGAAUUGUAGAUUUUGAAUUUAGAACAUAGAAGUCGAAUGGCGUUUAGCCGGGCAUACAACUGUCACGUUUUUGUAACAUCUGUCAAAUGUAAUUUUUAUUGUUACCAGUUUCAAGAUUUAAUCCAUGAAUAUA
Zerene cesonia (dogface butterfly) is the source of this 1078-nucleotide messenger RNA. It is a transcript of the gene Fer1HCH, whose product is annotated as ferritin subunit. Gene Ontology annotation, cellular component: cytoplasm. Gene Ontology annotation, biological process: intracellular iron ion homeostasis; iron ion transport. The record is from RefSeq and is a predicted model, not a curated record. The transcript is spliced from 5 exons. The coding region runs from base 220 to 867 and encodes 215 amino acids. Lineage: Eukaryota; Metazoa; Arthropoda; Insecta; Lepidoptera; Pieridae. Gene Ontology annotation, molecular function: ferrous iron binding; ferric iron binding.